GGGGCGCCCCCUCCAGCCCGCCCCGGUCAGUCGCAGCCUCCGGCGCCGGCCGCGCAGCUGGAGCCGGCCGAGCAGAAGCUAUGGCUGCAAUACGGAAGAAGCUGGUGAUUGUAGGAGAUGGUGCUUGUGGAAAGACCUGCCUCCUCAUCGUCUUCAGCAAAGACCAGUUCCCAGAGGUCUACGUCCCUACUGUCUUUGAGAACUAUAUCGCUGACAUUGAGGUGGACGGCAAGCAGGUGGAGUUGGCUCUGUGGGACACAGCAGGACAAGAAGAUUACGAUCGCCUUCGGCCUCUCUCCUACCCAGAUACUGAUGUCAUCCUCAUGUGCUUCUCUAUUGACAGCCCUGACAGCCUGGAAAACAUUCCUGAGAAGUGGACUCCGGAAGUGAAACACUUCUGCCCCAAUGUUCCCAUCAUCCUGGUGGGGAAUAAGAAGGACCUGAGACAAGAUGAGCAUACCAGGAGAGAGCUGGCCAAGAUGAAGCAGGAGCCUGUUCGGUCUGAGGAAGGCCGGGAUAUGGCAAAUAGGAUCAGUGCCUUUGGCUACCUUGAGUGUUCUGCCAAGACCAAGGAAGGGGUACGGGAGGUAUUCGAGAUGGCCACAAGGGCUGGCCUUCAGGUUCGCAAGAAUAAGCGCCGGAGGGGCUGUCCCAUUCUUUGAGACGAAGGCCUCCCAACCCUUCUUUACACAGGAGUAACCAAUUACUCACCCACCCAAACUCCACCUUUGUAGAAUUCUGCACUAAAGGCUUCCUUUGCAAUUUGCAUCUGCCCAUGACUGCAUCAGAUUUCCCCAGCUCCAAAUGGUGAUGGUGGGUUCUCCUCUUCCCCUUCCCUGUCUUCUGGGAACUUCUUGGCCCCGUGUCCUACCCUUCCUGAGCAGGAUCUGUGGUCCUGUUACCUUGGUCCAGGGGUGAGGCUCCUGUUCCCUGUGGCCUUCCCCAAAGGACAGUCACACCAGCACUUUAUACACUUCUGAUGUCUAGGGUGGUGAAAUGGGGUUUCUGCUUUGGGCAUGGCCUUGUCUCUGACUGUACUUGGUAGGGGCAUGAAUAAAGGCUGCAGGUUCUAA
Messenger RNA from Dipodomys spectabilis (banner-tailed kangaroo rat), 1073 nucleotides. It is a transcript of the gene Rhoc, whose product is annotated as ras homolog family member C. Bases 81 to 662 code for a protein of 193 amino acids. NCBI's taxonomy places the organism in Eukaryota, Metazoa, Chordata, Mammalia, Rodentia, Heteromyidae. The record is from RefSeq and is a predicted model, not a curated record. Gene Ontology annotation, molecular function: GTPase activity; GTP binding. The transcript has 5 exons. Gene Ontology annotation, biological process: small GTPase-mediated signal transduction. Gene Ontology annotation, cellular component: neuron projection.